Myodes glareolus (Bank vole) is the source of this 1620-nucleotide messenger RNA. NCBI's taxonomy places the organism in Eukaryota, Metazoa, Chordata, Mammalia, Rodentia, Cricetidae. The record is from RefSeq and is a predicted model, not a curated record.
CCCAUCUCCUUGGGCUUACCCCUUCGCAGGCAUCCCUCAGGAUCCUGCCUCUUUAUUUGGGCCCCAGCCUUUCCUGUACAAGCUACCUGGAUCCCCAGCCUUAUUGGGACUGGUCCCUGUGGCUUUGACUUUUGAUCUGUUCCCCGUGGUGUCUAACUCGGUCGUCUGUCAGUCGCUCUCUGUCCCUGUCACCCACUGUCUGAUUCUUCUGUGGUUCUUUCCUCAUUCUGUCCCAUCUCUGUCUUUCUCCCUACCCACGGCACGCUUCAGGGUUCCCCCUGCUUGUAUCUUGUCCCCUUCUCUUGUCUCUCACCCUGUAUCUCAGGGUAGCUGUCUCAACUGGGAGGUAAGAUCUGUCUUCCGCUGUGUGCCCCGCCUCCCUGAUACACACACACACACACUCUCUCUCUCUCUCCCCCCCCCUCUCUCUCUCUCUUGCUCUGCAGGUUCUCUCCAUGACACCACUUGGACGUCUCUACCUCUUGAGGGUGCUUGGCGCCCCCCCUGUCUUUCUUCUGGGGCUGCUGCUGGCCCUGCCUCUAGGGGCCCAGGGAGUCUCUAGUGCUCGGUUCUCAGCUGGCAGGACGGCUCAUCAGGCCCCUCAGAAGCACCUGAGUCAUGGCAUCCUGAAACCUGCUGCUCAUCUUGUUGGAUACCCCAGCAAACAGAACUCACUGCUCUGGAGAGCGAACACAGACCGCGCUUUCCUCCGACAUGGCUUCUCCCUGAACAACAAUUCGCUUCUGGUCCCCACCAGUGGCCUCUACUUCGUCUACUCCCAGGUGGUCUUCUCAGGGGAAAGCUGCUCCCCCAGGGCCAUUCCUACUCCCAUCUACCUGGCCCACGAGGUCCAGCUGUUUUCCUCCCAGUACCCCUUCCAUGUGCCUCUCCUCAGUGCACAGAAGUCUGUGUAUCCAGGGCUACAAGGACCGUGGGUGCGCUCAAUGUACCAGGGGGCUGUGUUCCUGCUCAGUAAGGGAGACCAGCUGUCCACCCACACAGACGGGGUCUCUCGCCUGCACUUCAGCCCCAGCAGCGUAUUCUUCGGAGCUUUUGCUCUGUAGAAUCUAGAAAAACCUAGGAUUGGUUUCCAAGCCUCCGUUCUGACCUCCGUUCCAAGCCACACCACCUCUCCUUUGCCCAUGCCCACAGUCUCAAGCCUUCCCCACCAAAAAUGCCCAGAGCUUUCACAGGCGUCUGGGGCACUCCAGGGGAACCACUUCAGAUGCUCAGCUGAGGAUUCAAGCCUGCCUACAAGUCCGACACAGAGCAGGGUCUCUGUGGGUCUGGUGGGGCAGAGACCUGGAUGUGAAGGAGGGGCAGAUGUGGGGAGAUGUCUGGGGACAGGGAAGGGAGGCUAUUUAUGAAGGGAAAGGUUAAGUUAUUUAUUUAUGGAGAAUAGGACGAGGAGAGAAACUGAGAGGCAUUGGAUGACAACCAGGUUCCGGACACAAAGAGUAAGGUGGCAUCAGGACAGGACUCAUCGAAGAGAGAGAGAAGCAGGUGUGAGUGACCAAGGGGUUUAGAAGAAGGCACAAGGCUCUGAGCGCACUGCUUGGCUAGACACCCACAAGGAGCUGUCUGCACCAUCAAUGGCGCCAAUAAACCUCUUUUCUCUGA